UUUUAUUGUUUAUUUUCUUCCCAAAAAAGUGUAAACUUGUUAGAUUCUCGUAUGCUUUUGUAUUCUCGAUAUUAAUCCCGCGAGCAUGAUCAAAGGUGAUGUUUUGUAGGAAAGCAAUUCAUGGUCAAUUAAUUUAUUAAUUUUCAUAGGUAAGUAUAUAUGUAUGUGGUUAGUCACUAGGAACCAAACUUUAUGAUACUUGGGAUGUCUAUGUUCAUUUGGCGGACGCAUCCUUUUACUAAGAUUUUAAAACAUCCGUCCUUUCGUUUGCAUCCUCAUGUUUUCUUUUUGAGAAGUAAGUCUACUUUCCAGAGACCUAGUGUACAUGAUUAUUUAUAUGGUGAUCAUCCGGUAAGGAAUGCUCUUCAAGCCGGAAAACGAAGCUUCGAAUGUCUGUUUGCCCAAUCUUCAAAGCAACUAAACGAAUACCAAACGCUUCUGAAUUUAUUAAAGUUGAAUAUUCCUUGUCGCCUUACCGGAAAACACGAACUAAAUGAAUUGACGAAUUCACGUCCUCACAAUGGCAUCGUUUUAAAGGCUUCACCCUUGGAACCUCCAGUCAUAUCUGAGAUCGACCAUGUAGCACAAGGACAUCUCAGUCCAUCUACAAAAGGAGACGUUUCUUCUUCCGAAGGAACCUCAAAAACAUCUCCUCCUUUGUAUAUUUAUUGUGAUGGUAUAUCAGACCCACAAAACUUGGGUGCCAUUAUUCGAAGUUCUUACUUUUUAGGUGUUCAUGGGAUCCUUCUGUCAAAAAAACACAACUCUGUUCUAUCACCGGUCGUUAGUAAGGCAUCUGCUGGUGCGCUGGAAUUGAUGAAUAUCUACCGGAUUCAGAAUCCCAUUCAGUUUUUAAAAGACUGCAGCUUAAAAGAUUGGAAAGUAUUCGCUACUGCACCGAUGGGAAGCAUGUCAAAUGAAAAUCAAACUUCACUGCUUACUAUGCCUGAGAGUCUGGCGGUGAAGCCAAAGAUCGUUGUCUUUGGAGGAGAGCACGGUUUGAGGACAAAUAUGAUUAGACAGUGCGAAUACAUUUUGACACUACCUCAUGGAGAUCGAUUUGUAGACUCAUUGAAUGUUUCCGUCGCUGCAGGAAUCAUAUUACAUUCGAUGAAAGAUUAUUCUUUAAAAAUUACAAGCAACAGUCAAUCUAAACUUUAGCAGACAUUGGGAUCAAGCCUGGAAAGAAGAAAAUAAUAGACGAAGAUAAUAAGAUUAUGUAAAUAAGAUAAAAUAUACUAUAUGCAAAGACCAAGUGUUUAAUCCAUUAUGUUUAGUUCA
Molecule: messenger RNA, 1281 nt
Organism: Schizosaccharomyces octosporus yFS286
Lineage: Eukaryota; Fungi; Ascomycota; Schizosaccharomycetes; Schizosaccharomycetales; Schizosaccharomycetaceae
Product: ribose methyltransferase
Exons: 4
Coding region: 193-1161 (322 amino acids)
Biological process (GO): rRNA methylation
Cellular component (GO): mitochondrion
Molecular function (GO): RNA binding; RNA methyltransferase activity
Source: RefSeq, a predicted model, not a curated record